Phyllopteryx taeniolatus (common seadragon) is the source of this 2946-nucleotide messenger RNA. RefSeq names its product upstream binding transcription factor, like (gene ubtfl). The coding region runs from base 632 to 2809 and encodes 725 amino acids. The record is from RefSeq and is a predicted model, not a curated record. Lineage: Eukaryota; Metazoa; Chordata; Actinopteri; Syngnathiformes; Syngnathidae. The transcript has 21 exons.
UACGUGCUGUGUUCGUAGUUCAAAGUUUGAUACUUUGAUGCCCGCACGGCGCCUCAGCGGCCCGGAGUGCGGAUGCCCCGGCCGGCGGUCGGUCGGUCGGUCUGUCAGGUGCCUGCGAGCGGACGGUGGGAUGCGGGGGUGCGGGGGUCCGCGGUCCGCGGUCCCGGUCCCGGUCGUGAUGACGGCCGACGCUCCGACGCUCCGCUCUGGUCGGGGGUUCACCGAGCGAUCCGCCGAGGGCUCUCUCGGCGUCGGCCCGGACGCCGGUCGUCAGCCGCGGAGGACGGAAAGUUGUCUUUUUGACUUUGGUUCGAAUGGCUCGGGUUAGUGAACCCGGUUCAAGGCGGGCGUCGUGUCCGCCUCGCGUGCUGCCUUCCUCCGCCUCGGCUUCAUGUUCGGCCGCCUCGCGGAGGUCCUCCCCCUGCGGCGCUGGGCGGAGUUUCCUACCGGAGCAGACGCUCCUUUUGUCGGAUCUCCUUCGACUUGACUCCCCGGGGCUUCGGGCACAAAGAAAGGGCGCUGUGGAUGCGAACUGGGCGGCCGAAGCGCCACGCAGUAUUCGGGAGCGUGCGGGGUGGCCAGCGGAACCGCAAGUGGAGGGGGCGGAGUCAGCUGGAGCAGACGCUGCGCGAUGAACGGCGGCGGCGUUUCUGCGCCUCAGAGCGGCAGACUCAAGACCAUCAAAGACGAGUGGCGUCAGGAGGACUGCCUGAGCCUGCUGGAGCGAAUUCGCAGCCUCCUGCCCGACGGCGACGCCAUGAAGUACAAAACCACCGAGUCGCACUUCGACUGGGACAAAGUGGGCUUCGGGAACUUCACGGGAGAAAUGUGUCGGCAGAAGUGGAGCAAAGUGUCCACGGAGGUGCGCAAGUACAGAACCAUGACGGAGCUCAUCACGGACGCCAUCGAGUUUGUGAAAAACCCUUACAAAGGCAAGAAGCUGAAGACGCAUCCCGACUUCCCCAAGAAGCCCUUGACGCCGUACUUCCGCUUUUUCAUGGAGAAACGAGCCAAGUACGCCAAAAUCCACCCCGAGAUGAGCAACUUGGACCUGACGAAGAUUCUGUCCAAGAAGUACAAGGAGCUGCCCGACAAGAAGAAGCAAAAGUACGUGGCCGAGUUCCAGAGUGAGAAGGAAGCGUUUGAGAAGAACAUGGCCCGAUUCAAGCGCGACCAUCCCGAGCUGAUGGAGGCCGGCAAAAAGUCGGACCUGCCCGAAAAGCCCAAAACUCCUCAGCAGCUUUGGUACAACCACGAGAAGAAGACCUACAUGAAGGUGCACCCGCAGGUGAGUCAGAAGGAGCUGAAGGAGGUUUUGAGGAGACAAUGGUCGCAGCUGUCGGACAAGAAGAGACUCAAGUGGAUCGGCAAAGCUUUGGAGCUCCAGAAGGACUACGAGGACAGCAUGCGAGCGUAUCACGAGGCUCAUCCGGACGCCAGCGCGGACGAUCACGUCCGCUCUGUCCUUACCAAAGCGGAAAGACAACUCAAGGACAAAUUUGAUGGACGGCCAACCAAACCUCCUCCUAACGGCUACUCGCUGUACUGCGCCGAGCUGAUGGUGAACAUGAAGGACGUCCCGAGCACGGAGCGCAUGGUGCUGUGCAGCAAGCGCUGGAAGAUGAUGACCCAGAAGGAGAAGGACAUGUUUCAGAAGCGCUGCGAGCAGAGGAAGAAGCAGUAUGACAUGGACCUGCACAGAUUUCUGGAGAGUCUCCCGGAGGAGGAACGAGACCGAGUGGUGAGCGAGGAGAAGCUGGGCGGCGCCCGGGUUCCGGCGGGCGCCGUCUCCAGUCCGCACAGAGCCAAGUCGCCGCCCGUCAAGGAGGAGGCGGAGCCUGUGCUUUGGGCACCCCAGGGCACCAGGGAGCGACGUGACCCCAAGAAGAGCGGCAAGCUUCCCGACACCCCCAGAACGGCCGAGGAGAUGUGGCAGCACAGCGUCGCCGCCGACUUCCUCACCAAAUGCAGAAGCGACCGCAGGAAGGCGCAAGCGGCCAUGGAGGACGCGUGGAAGGCCAUGGAGAAGAAGGAGAAGAUUCCCUGGAUCAAGAAGGCCGCUGAGGACCAGAAGCGAUACGAGAGGGAGCUGUCGGAGCGGAGGCCGAGUCAGAAGAAGGCCAAGUUUGACGGAGAACCAAAGAAACCUCCGGUGAGCGGCUACCAGAUGUUUUCUCAGGAGCUCCUGACCAACGGGGAGCUGAACCACUUCAGCCUGAAGGAGCGAAUGGUGGAGAUCGGCAAACGUUGGCAUACGCUGACGGCCAGCCAGAAGGACGCGUACAAGAAACACGUGGAUGCCACGCAGGCGCGAUACCGCGUGCUGCUCGACGCGUGGCUGAAGUCUUUGUCUCCGCAGGACCGCGCCGCCUACAAGGAAUUCUCCUCCUCGGUCCAAAAGUUCCAGUUUUGUCUCGUCCGUCCAAAGGACAUUCUCCCAGAAGCUUUGUGGCUUGUCGGCAAGCAGUUUGGUGAAUUCCAUUAUGGCUUUUUGAAGCGUCGCAGUACAUCGAAAGCCGGCAGCGGCCCCGCCCCUAAAAUGCUGGUGACGGCCAAGGGCAAAGCGGCGGCCUCCAAGGUGGCGCCUCCCGCCGCGGCCAAACGGGCGAUGGCGUACCGAGCCAAGGACGUGGUGUCCGACUCGAACGACGACAAGAGCGACUCGUCCGACUCUGACGACGACGACGAGGAAGACGAGGACACGUCCGGUAGCUGCGACAGCGAAGACGACGACGACGAGGAGGAGCACGACGACGACGAUGACGACGAAGAUCAGACGUCUUCCGACCGAUCCAGUGACUCGGACUAGCUCCGCCUGCUCAUUGGGGAUGGGCCAUGUCUCCUUGUGGGGGAGCUUUGUUUUUUCUCAGACAGGAGGUGGGCUUUGUACAGAAAGGGGAAGGGGUCUUCUUCAGAAAUAAAAGCACUUUUUUUUUUUCUCUCUGA